This is a messenger RNA of Lolium perenne, 1226 nucleotides long. Its product is annotated as strigolactones hydrolase CXE15. NCBI's taxonomy places the organism in Eukaryota, Viridiplantae, Streptophyta, Magnoliopsida, Poales, Poaceae. The record is from RefSeq and is a predicted model, not a curated record. Gene Ontology annotation, molecular function: hydrolase activity.
GCUGCUCCCUUGGGCCUUGUCCAUUUUCUUUUAGCCAGGUUUCCGUUAACUUAAGCAGACGGGUGAUCGUUGCAUAGCCCCAAAAUGUCGCCGGAGCCCCCGCACGUGGUGGAGGACUGCCGGGGCACGCUCCAGCUGAUGAGCGACGGCACGGUGCGGCGCAGCGCGGAGCUGCCGGCGGUGUUCCUCGUGGACGUCCCCGACGGCGACCUUGGCGUGGAGUGGAGGGACGUCACGUACAACCAGGAGCACGACCUCAACGCGCGCCUCUACCAGCCCCGCCACCUGGGCGCGGCCAACGACGCGCGCCUCCCCGUCGUGGCCUACUUCCACGGCGGCGGCUUCUGCAUCGGCUCCGGCCGCUGGCCCUGCUUCCACGCCUGGUGCCUCCGCCUCGCCUCGGAGCUCCCAGCCGUCGUGCUCUCCUUCGACUACCGCCUCGCCCCCGAGCACCGCCUUCCCGCGGCGCAGGAGGACGGCGCCACGGCCAUGUCCUGGCUCCGUUCGGCCGCCGCCUCCGACCCCUGGCUCGCCGGCGCCGCCGACUUCUCCCGCGUAUUCGUCGCCGGAGACUCCGCCGGCGGAAACAUAGCCCACCACGUCGCGGCCAGGUUCGGCAAGACGGGCCUCAGCCCGCCCGUCCGCCUCCGCGGGAGCGUGCUCCUCAUGCCAGCCAUGGCCGGCGAGACCCGCACGCGCUCCGAGCUGGAGUGCCGGCCCGACGCCUUCCUGACCAGCAAGAUGAGCGACACGUACAUCCGGCUCAUGCUUCCCGACGGCGCGACGAGGGAUCACCCCGCGAUAAAUCUCACCGGGCCGGAGGCACCGGGGCUGGAGGCCGUGGCGAUGGGCCCCAUUCUCGUCGUCGCGGCGGAGCACGACAUCUUCCGGGACCGGAACACGCAGUACGCGAAGCGGAUGAAGGAGUGGGGGAAGGAAGUGGAGCUCGUGGAGUUGGCCGGCGCGCAGCACGUCUUCUUCGUGGUGAACCCGUGGUCGGAGCGCGCCGACGAGCUGGUACGGCUUGUCAAGAAGUUUGUGGUCGAUCACAUGGACACGGAGUAGCCGAGCGGAGUGAUUCGGUUUCGUGUCUGAUUAGCCUUGCCUUACGCACUUGGUCCCACAAUGAUCUUUCUACUUGGAUCCUGGUCAGACUUUCUCUUCCGAUGUGUAUUUUUCUUUUCACUUAUGUAAAAGCUUCUUUUAAUAAACGGGCGUUUUUCAAA